Oncorhynchus gorbuscha (pink salmon) is the source of this 1239-nucleotide messenger RNA. RefSeq names its product glutamine amidotransferase-like class 1 domain-containing protein 3, mitochondrial. Lineage: Eukaryota; Metazoa; Chordata; Actinopteri; Salmoniformes; Salmonidae. The record is from RefSeq and is a predicted model, not a curated record. The transcript has 5 exons. Bases 125 to 799 code for a protein of 224 amino acids.
CUGGGCAGGAAGGGUAUAAAGCCAGUAGGAUUCCAGUUUCACUACAACAGGAGACAGCAGGUAGGAGAAGACGCCACAGACGCAACAGACCAUAUACUACUGUAGUGUACCUUUACAAGGAGUCAUGGUGAAGUGUGUAGCCGUAAUUCUGUCAGGGUGUGGAGUCUAUGAUGGGACUGAGGUCCACGAGGCGUCAGCUGUACUGGUCCACCUCAGCAGGGCUGGAGCUAAGGUCCAGAUGUUUGCCCCCAACGUGGACCAAAUGCAUGUAGUGAAUCACUGUGAGGGGAAACCCACAGCUGAGAAACGCAACGUCCUGGAGGAGAGUGCUCGAAUCGCCCGCGGCGAUGUGUCUGACCUUGCCAAGCUAGAGAUCACCGCCUUCGACGCCCUCGUUAUCCCAGGUGGUUUUGGCGUGGCUAAAAAUCUGUCUGACUGGGCUGUGAAGGGGAAGGAGUUCACGGUUCAACCCCAAGUAGAGAAGCUGAUUAAGGGGUUCCACGCUGCAGGCAAGCCCCUGGCUAUGUGCUGCAUCUCCCCUGUCCUAGCUGCUAAGGCUCUGCCGGGGUGUGAGGUCACCGUGGGACAGGACAAGGAGUGUGAGAGAUGGCCCCAUGCCCAGACGGCAACUUCCAUGAAGGAGCUGGGCUGUAAACACGUGAAUAAGAAAGUGGGGGAGGUCCACAUCGAUGUGAAGAACAAGCUGGUCACCUCCUCCGCCUUCAUGUGUAACGCUCCCAUACACGAGGUGUUUGACGGGGUGGGCGUCAUGGUUACAGAACUGCUCAAACUGGCCUAGGACACGUCUGAGAUUCAGAAUACUGAUUAGCUGUGCUUCUCAAAAGUCACCCUGUUCCCUUUAUAGUGCUGAUGUGAUCUUCUCAAAAGAUACCCUGUUCCCUUUAUAGUGCUGAUGUGAUCUUCCCAAAAGGCACCCUGUUCCCUUUAUAGUGCUGAUGUGAUCUUCUCAAAAGAUACCCUGUUCCCUUUAUAGUGCUGAUGUGAUCUUCUCAAAAGACGGGAAUCGGGAGCCAUUUGGGAAGUGACCUCACAAUCAUGUUUGUUGUUGUUGUUGUUGUUGUUGUUGUUGUUUGUUUACCUGGAGACCCUCCUGAUUGGAAUGUAAUGGACAGAAGAAGCAGAAGAAGACGGUGUUUCUGUUGCUUCAUCUGUCUGACUGUGGGAUGACUUGUGUUUUUAUCAACAUCGUAAUAAAAGUCAAACCAAAUUCUAAAAAUG